Molecule: messenger RNA, 1410 nt
Organism: Lagopus leucura (white-tailed ptarmigan)
Lineage: Eukaryota; Metazoa; Chordata; Aves; Galliformes; Phasianidae
Gene: TM2D3
Product: TM2 domain containing 3
Exons: 6
Coding region: 2-763 (253 amino acids)
Source: RefSeq, a predicted model, not a curated record
GAUGGCGGCGCCGGCGGGGCAAAGCGCGCUGCGGCGGCUCUGCGGCGUCGCGCUCUUCGUGUCGCAGCUCUACGUCCUCUCCGGCCGCGCAGGAUCUUUGAUGGCCACGAAGCAUUCACAGCCACAGUCCACAUUUGCAAAAAGCCUGACUUCAACAAGCACAGACGCUCCCUACUUCAGGGCAGCAGAAAGUACAGAAAUUCCAGCUUAUGUGACUAAGUGUCCAAGCAAUGGACUUUGCAGUAGGUUGCCACCAGACUGCAUGAUAUGUAACACAAAUUAUUCCUGCAUAUAUGGGAAGCCAGCCACUUUUGAUUGCAGAGUCAAACCGCAUGUUCAUUGUGUUGAUCAGAAUAACCAUGAGCAGGAGAACUUUACGAUUAACAUGACGUGCCAGUUUUGCUGGCAGCUUCCAACAACUGACUACGUGUGCACCAAUUCUACAAACUGCAUGACGGUUUCCUGUCCCCGGCAGCGAUACAAUGCCACUUGUACAGUGCGGGACCACAUCCACUGUCUGGGUAACAGAGUCUUUCCAAAGAUGCUGUAUUGCAACUGGACUGGAGGAUAUAAGUGGUCUACUGCCCUGGCACUAAGCAUCACUCUGGGUGGAUUUGGAGCAGAUCGUUUCUAUCUGGGCCAGUGGAGGGAAGGUCUGGGAAAACUCUUCAGCUUUGGUGGACUUGGAAUAUGGACACUGAUUGAUGUGCUGCUAAUUGGCGUGGGCUACGUGGGACCUGCAGAUGGCUCUCUUUAUAUUUAAUGUAGUUGUAAUUUCCAAGAGGAGUAAUUGCUUGGAAAGGGCUCCCUAUAGAAGCGUGUAGGAGUCUGAGCCCUUAAGAUAGAAUAAAGAACAGUUGUUCUUUCUGUGUGGAUACAUUUUAACGUACAGUAUCUGUACUUAGUUUGCCUUUAAAUAAGGUAAAACAAAAGGGUGGAUCACUAAAUUGAAGUUAAUUUCCCUUCAUUUAUGGAUGUGCUGCUUUUCUGAGAAAGGUUGAUUACCAAUAUAUGUCAAUAAUGUUUUUUUUCCAUUGCGCACUUGCGGGAGGUUAAUUUAUUUGCCUGAGGGCACUGUGCUUGCUGAUCUUCAUUGCAUUCAUCUCUAGCUUUUGCUUCUGACUGGUUACUUAGAAAUGGGGCUACAAUUAGAUGGCUCUGAGGCUCAAAGCUAAAUGCAAAAUAACCGCAGUACCUUUGAGUUCCAGGAUGGCUUUGUUUCGGUUGGGUUUGACCUGUGUACGAGUGGAAAUACCUCGUUCUGUGCCAGCCAGCCAUCCUGCAGGUCGAUCUCCGAGCCGGAGGCGUGGCGGUGUGCCCGCAGCCUGGCCGCCCCUCCGGUCAGCCGGAGCUCCGAGGGGCGGUGGUCGGACGGUUGUUUCACUCAAUAAACUUGAUGUUGGAGCGGUA